GUGACAGGGCCCAGGCUGUCGCCGGGAGCACGGAGCGUAAUGAAAUGAACGGGGACGGCUGCGGCAUUGCUGACUGGUUGGCAGAAGGAGGUUGUGCUGUGUUCGGGCGGAGGCUGGCGCGGGGCGAAUGCGCCGUUCUCCCGUGUCCUUGCCAAAAAGAUGACGAUGUUUUACAGUUCCAAAGAAUAUAUACAGAUGCUGGAGUGUGUGCCGGCACCGAGAACAAGCUGAGUUCCCUCUCUGACCUGGAGCAGCAGUACCGGGCCCUGCGCAAGUACUAUGAGAACUGCGAGGUAGUUAUGGGCAACCUGGAAAUCACCAGCAUUGAGCACAACCGAGACCUCUCCUUCCUGCGGUCUAUCCGAGAAGUCACAGGCUACGUUUUGGUGGCUUUGAAUCAGUUUGAAUACCUGCCACUGGAGAACCUGCGCAUCGUUCGUGGGACGAAACUCUACGAAGAGCGAUAUGCUUUGGCGAUAUUUCUUAACUACAGAAAGGACGGGAACUUCGGACUCAGGGAACUUGGCUUGAAGAACUUGACGG
Messenger RNA from Tauraco erythrolophus (red-crested turaco), 543 nucleotides. NCBI's taxonomy places the organism in Eukaryota, Metazoa, Chordata, Aves, Musophagiformes, Musophagidae. The record is from RefSeq and is a predicted model, not a curated record.